Molecule: messenger RNA, 1779 nt
Organism: Drosophila elegans
Lineage: Eukaryota; Metazoa; Arthropoda; Insecta; Diptera; Drosophilidae
Gene: key
Product: NF-kappa-B essential modulator
Exons: 7
Coding region: 258-1652 (464 amino acids)
Biological process (GO): regulation of canonical NF-kappaB signal transduction
Cellular component (GO): cytoplasm; nucleus
Molecular function (GO): K63-linked polyubiquitin modification-dependent protein binding
Source: RefSeq, a predicted model, not a curated record
GAAUAACAGAAAAAAGGUAAAUAAGACGCAAAAAUAACUGUUCCACGGAAAACUGCAGCUUUCCAGGUAUCAGCAAAUCGUCCGAGUAAAGGCCGAUAAGAAGGAUAUACAUUCGAUUCGAAAAAAAACAUCUGGCUUUUCGUUUCGCCGCUGCGGAAUUCAUCGAUUUGUCAAUCCGACCGUAGUCGGGUACGGAAUUUAGAAAGCGGGGAUUCCCAGGCAAUCUGUGCCCGCAGUAGUCAGAUCGUCAAUCGCCGAUGAUCAAAGCCAGUAGCCAAAGUCAGUGCUACCGCGACAACGAGGGCGCCAUGUCGGAGGAAGAGUCGUUCGUCAUCCUGGGCAGCUCGCCGUACCCCUCGCUGCUCCCCGACGAUGGAUCCUUAGCCUUCGAUGGCUUGGACGACGUCCAGGAGGCCAAGGAACCGAUUGCCUCCACCAGCAGUCAGCAGCCAGCAAUAGUGGAAAGUGCUCCCAUCAGCAUGACUGCCUCGCAGCAGCCCAAAUCGCUGGAAUCCGGAUCAUCGCAACACCAGUCUUUGGCGGCCAGUUUUAUAAUGGGCGAAGUCCAGUCAGAUGUAUUGAAGAACAGUGUUUACUCGCAAUUUCCCAGCCUCUGCUCGCUGCAGGCUUCCGCCGAGGAUGUGGUCAAGCUGCAGAACAUGAUGACCGAAUAUGUAACCCUAAAGAACACACUUGACAAGGUCAACCACACCAUGCUGAACUAUCACAAGCUGACGCAGCAGUGGCGCCAGGAGGCCGCCGACAGGGAGCAGGAUUACAAGAGGCAGCUCCAGGAGUGCCAGGAGCAGUUCGAGCAACUGCGCGAGGAGAACCAGAAGCUGAAGGAGGAUUUGGAGACCAAAAUCGUGCAGAUCGAGGUGGUGCAGGACUUUAGCCAGAAGGAGCAGAGUGAACUGCGGAUGAGCAUCUCCGAGAAAACGUCCCUCAUUGACAACAUGCGCGUGGAAAUCGACAAGCUGCAGCAGCUCAAGAUGCACUCGUUCGAGUUUGUACCUGAGGAUGGAGGCAAAACCGAUGCGGAUCCGGACAAGGCAUUGAACUAUGUGCAACGGGACGAACACGAUCGCCAAGUGCGGGACCUGCAGCGCCAGCUCUCCAAGCUGGUGGCAGAGAACCUUGAGAUCACCGACAUGAAGAAUACCUAUAUCGAGGAGAUCGACUGCUUGAAGGUGAACCUGACCAGUGCCCAGGAGCUGAUAGCCAAAAUGCAGCGCGACAUUGAUGAACUGAAGGCCAGGGAUAUCCAGAAACAGGAAGUGAUCGAUCAUCUGCAGACCCAGAAUGACAUCUAUCGCAGGGACUUUGAAAUGGAGCGGGCAGAUCGCGAGAAAAAUGCCGGCGAGAAGGAUCAGUAUCUAAUGGAUUUGAAGGCGUUGCAGAGGAGAAACCAGGAGCUAAUCGAAGCGCUGGCCGAGUCGCACAAGGCCAGCAAGUCGGCCUCGCCCGCUUCUUCGUUGAGUUCGAGCAGAAGCAGUCUGCGCGAGGAGCAGAGACCUGUAAGAGUUCUCGAUCCCACUGGCGCCGCUUCGAGGACAGCGGAACCCAUUCUGCGCUGUCCCAUCUGCUCAAAGUCCUUCAAUGCGAUCAGCGUUCUGCAGAGCCACGUCAACGAUUGCCUAGACAAGAACUAAGCACAAUUACUAAUAACAAUAUUAAUCUAUUUUUGUAGUAUAAAAUUUAUUAAUUAAGCUUAAAUGUUUGCCAGCUGGCUAAUUGCACAUUAUAUGAAAAAACACUAAAUUACAGUUGCGUUAACAA